Juglans regia (Persian walnut) is the source of this 504-nucleotide messenger RNA. RefSeq lists its product as uncharacterized. NCBI's taxonomy places the organism in Eukaryota, Viridiplantae, Streptophyta, Magnoliopsida, Fagales, Juglandaceae. The record is from RefSeq and is a predicted model, not a curated record. The transcript has 2 exons. The coding region runs from base 1 to 504 and encodes 167 amino acids.
AUGAGCCAUCCCCUAUUUCUCCGUAUUCUAAAUGAGGUAGAUUAUUACGAGCCGUACUUCAUCCAGAUAAGAGAUAAUGCCAGAAGACUCGGUUUCUCUUCUAUGCAAAAGAUAACCGUAGCACUUAGAAUGCUGGCGUAUGGGGUUACUGGAGAUUUUAUGGAUGAAUACAUAUGUAUUGGUGAAAGCACCGCAAUGGAGAGCCUUAAAAAAUUCUCUGAGAUAAUAGUAAGUGGUUUUUCAUAUGAAUAUUUGCGAUCUCCAAAUGCCAAUGAUAUUGCUUGUUUGUUUGCGGUUGGUGAACAACGGGGAUUCCCAGGAAUGCUGGGAAGCAUUAACUACAUGUAUUGGAAGUGGAAAAAUUGUUCCGCAGCUUGGAAAUAUGAGCGUGAUGAUAGUGAGGGUCCGAACAUUGAGUAUGAUCAACUUGAUGAUGAAGUCCCCGAACUGUCGCGCAAUCAUACAACUAAGCUUAUGGAUUUCAUCCAACGUCAUCAACAGUAG